UAUUCUCAUUUUUUUAAAAAGAUGUCUUUUCUUCGUGAACUUGGUAAAACUGGUGUGAAAAUCCCUGCAAUCGGUUUAGGAUGCAUGGGCAUGAGUGAAUUUUACGGCUCAGCUGAUGAAGAGGAGAAUAUUAAAGUAUUGAAUCGAUCAAUUGAUAUGGGAUGUACCUUAUGGGAUACUGCUGAUUUAUAUGGAUCUGGAGCCAACGAAAUCCUUCUUUCAAAAGUUCUUAAAGAACGCCGUAAUGAAGUUUUUCUUUGUACAAAGUUUGCAUUCUCUCGAGGACCAAAUGGUGAAUUUAAUGUAUCAGGUAAACCUGAAUACGUUCGUCAAGCUUGCGAAAACUCUUUAAAGAGAUUAGGGGUAGACUAUAUCGAUCUUUAUUAUCAACAUCGUGUGGAUCCUAAUACACCUAUUGAAGAUACUGUCAGUGCUUUAGCAGAACUUGUUAAAGAAGGAAAAAUUAAAUAUAUUGGUCUUUCUGAAUGUUCUGCAAAAACUCUUCGACGUGCUUAUAAAGUUCAUCCUAUUGCCGCAGUUCAAAUGGAAUAUAGUCCUUGGACUCUUGAUAUUGAAAAAAGUGGAAUGUUAGAAGCUUGUCGUGAAUUAGGUGUUACUAUAGUAGCUUAUAGUCCACUAGGGCGCGGCUUUCUAACAGGAAAAUUUAAAUCUAUUGAUGAUUUUGAACCAAAUGAUUAUAGAAGAACAGUUCCACGUUUUCAAGGUGAAAAUUUCAAUAAAAAUUUGGAACUUGUUAAAAAAUUCAAUGAAUUUGCGAUUAAGAAAGGUGUAACUGCGGGCCAACUUUGUUUAUCUUGGGUUUUAGCUCAGGGUGACGAGUUUGUUACUAUUCCUGGUACCAAAAGAGUUAAAUAUUUAGAAGAAAAUUUUGAAGCAGGAAAAAUUCAACUUAGCCCUGAAGAAAUAUCAGAAGUUAGAAAAAUUAUUGAUUCUAUUGAAAUCGUUGGUAAUAGAAGUAAUGACCGAAUUUUGAAGUAUUUGGAUAAGGAUGUUUAAAAAAAUGUCAUUCUAAUUAUGAAUGAUUAUAUUAAAUAAAUUUUCAUGUUCACCUUAAUAAAUAAAUCGUUAUGAUCAUCGUUAUGUGAUAAAUUUUAUAAAUAAAAAAGAUUUUAUGAUUAUUUUAUGUUAUGGAAAAUUAUUCUCACUUUCCUGAUUCAUGAAAUGAAUGCAAAUGAUACUCGCAAAUUCCAAACUCGAAACUAUAUUGCAUGAUUGUAUUUAAUUAUUCCUUAAAUGAGGAAAUG
Messenger RNA from Rhizophagus irregularis DAOM 181602=DAOM 197198, 1265 nucleotides. RefSeq lists its product as uncharacterized. Gene Ontology annotation, cellular component: cytoplasm. The record is from RefSeq and is a predicted model, not a curated record. Lineage: Eukaryota; Fungi; Glomeromycota; Glomeromycetes; Glomerales; Glomeraceae.